UCAAUUUGAAUAAAAUUCUCCUUCUUCCCUCACGGCCUCGACGGAAGAAACCCUACUCUCUCUUUUCUCUUAAACCCUCUCUGCCUCGCCGGAAAAGCACAUUUCUUGCCUUGCGAACCACUUCUUUGUCGUGUAUGUUAUGGUGUGUUAUCUGAGUGGUUGAAGCGUUAAACAUGGCACUUUGCCUCCCUCUUUCAUUCAGCAAUCCCAAACCAGUUGCUUCCCUAAGUUCCAGUUUCGUUCAUGGCGGAACAAAACCUGCAUCUUUUUCGAUCAACGAGAAAUUGAAAACGGGUAACCGUCUCCAAAAUGUCUCUGUUUCAAUUUCUUGUUCCUCUAUAAAACUUGUCCAUGACCGUGCACUCGAUAAGCAUGUUGUCAUGAAGUAUAGGGUUAGGUUAUUUCAAAAGUUAAAAACUUUACUUCUCUCUAAAUCGAAACAUUAUAUUCCAAUUCAUAUUCUGUGUAAAUGUCGUUCUUAUCUUGGUCUUCCCAAGCCUCGUUCUAUACUUUCUAUGAUUCAUAGAUAUCCAUCCAUUUUUGAACUCUUCAAUAUGUCAUGGCCUCCCAAACCACUCAAUCCUACCAAGUUACAUCCCAAACUCUGUGUUCGAUUGACCCCAACUACGGCUGCUGUUGCUGCUGAGGAACUGGCUUUUCAAUCUUCCAUUUCCAACAUGUUGGCUGCGAAACUGCAAAAGCUUCUUAUGCUAUCUUCUCGCCGCAAGUUACUUCUGUCCAAAUUGGUUCACUUUGCUCCACAUCUUGGUAUCCCUCCUAAUUUUAGGUCCAGGUUGUGCAAUGAUCAUCCGGAGAAAUUCAGGACUGUUGACACGCCCUAUGGUCGUGCACUUGAGCUUGUAUCUUGGGAUGUCAACUUGGCAAAGUGUUUGCCGCCUCGUGCAUCCCGUGAUCCUCGUUUCGUAGUUGAUCGUCCUUUGAAGUUCAAGCAAUUGAGGCUUCGAAAGGGGCUUAAUUUAAAGAGACGUCACCAAGAUUUUUUGCUGAGAUUUGAAGAAAUGCCAGAAGUUUACCCCUAUAGGAAUCCUGCUGAGGCUUUUUCCAAGGAAUUGUUAGAGGCAGAAAAGAGAUCUUGUGCAGUAGUAAGGGAGAUUCUUGCAAUGACAAUUGAAAAGAGGACUUUAAUAGACCACUUGACUCAUUUCAGAAAGGACUUUGGCUUCCCAAACAAGUUGAGAGGGAUGAUAAUAAGGCACCCGGAAUUGUUUGAUGUGAGUUUGAAAGGGCAACGACAUUCAGUUUUCUUGGUGGAGGGGUUUGGUGAGAAGGGUGACUUAUUGGAGAAGGAAGAGAUUUUAUCCAUACAGGAUAAAUGGAUGGACUUGGCUAGGGAGUCUAAGAGAAUGAGACGAGAGAGAAGGAAGAGUAGGUUUAGGAAAGAUAUUGGCAGCUUGAAUGAAGCUGAUCAAAAUAAUUCUGACAAUGAUGAUGAUUAUGAUGAUAAUAUUGGGAUCGACAAUUUUGAGAAUGUGUAUGAUGAUGGUUUUGAGAAUAUAUUUGAGGAGUUGGAUUUCGAGGCUGAGGAUGAUGAUGAUGAUGAUCAAGAAGACAAGAUUUUCUCCCAAAGCAAUUAUGGAGAAUUCUGGACUACGGAACCUUUCCCUAUUCAACAUGGUUUGGAUGAACCUCAGAUGCAGCCUUGGUAG
Messenger RNA from Vigna angularis (adzuki bean), 1667 nucleotides. RefSeq names its product protein WHAT'S THIS FACTOR 1, chloroplastic. The coding region runs from base 174 to 1667 and encodes 497 amino acids. The record is from RefSeq and is a predicted model, not a curated record. Lineage: Eukaryota; Viridiplantae; Streptophyta; Magnoliopsida; Fabales; Fabaceae. The transcript has 2 exons. Gene Ontology annotation, molecular function: RNA binding.